ACUAUCGCACGUCUGUACUAUUUUGGUAACUAAUAAUAUCUGAACAAAAGUUCAAAACUUUAUACAUACGUACAUACUAUUCAAACAACCCACACUUUCUUGGCUGCUUCCAUAUUCUCCACUUGUGUUCUACACAAGUUCACUAUCUAUAUAAUUCACACAACUUUUCCCAAUCCCAUCCACACUCUUCAAACCCAUCUCAUCUCAUCAAGAAACCCAAAAAAAAAAAAAAAACAAAAACAAAAAACUGAAUCUUUAUUGAGAAUUACAAACUUAAAUCAACUAAUUUUCAAAACCCAUCAAGAUUUCUGAAAUGGGUAAAAUCUUUGGUGUGUUAUUUUGCAUAUUGAUAUCAAAUCUAGCCUCAUCAUACGCACAACAAAACUGCAACAGCUACGCCUUUUCAAGAAACACAAUCUACACCACAUGUGUCUCUUUACCCGUUCUCAACUCACAUCUCCACUGGAACUACCACUCCUCCAACUCCACCGUCGAUCUAGCUUUCCGCCACGCCGGAUCCGACACAUCUCAGUGGGUUGCGUGGGCCCUCAACAUCAACGGUCAGGGUAUGGUUGGUGCCCAGGCUCUUGUUGCUGUAACCGGUUCAAACGGGUCGGUUCAAGCCUAUACUUCGUCGGUAACCGGUUACCAGACCGGUCUGCAACCGAGUCAGUUGAGCUUUGGUGUGCCCAGUAUCACUGCUGAGAGGGUUCGCGGUGAUGUGGUGAUUUAUGCGACGUUGGUGUUGCCAAGUGGAGGGACCAGAUUUAAUCAAGUUUGGCAGGUGGGUCCGGUUAAUAAUGGAGCUCCGGGUAUUCAUGGGUUGGGUGCUGAUAACCGGAAUUCUCUUGGGUCGGUUGAUUUUAUUAGUGGUGAGACUGGUGCUGGUGGGAGUAUUGGUGGGUCCCGCCAACGCAGGAGAAAUACUCAUGGAGUACUGAACGCGGUUAGUUGGGGAGUGUUGAUGCCCAUGGGGGCUAUGGCUGCAAGAUAUUUGAAGGUUUUUAGCGUCGCUAAUCCGGCUUGGUUUUACAUCCAUGUUGCUACACAAACGUCGGCUUAUAUCGUCGGUGUAGCCGGAUGGGCUACCGGGCUCAAGCUCGGUAGUGAUUCUGCUGGUAUCACACACCAGUCUCAUAGGAAUAUUGGGAUCAUCCUGUUUUCUUUUGCAACACUUCAGGUUUUUGCUUUGCUUUUAAGGCCUAAGCCGGACAACAAAUACAGAUUUUAUUGGAACAUCUACCAUCAUUCUCUUGGAUACUCGAUUAUCAUCUUGAGUAUUAUUAAUGUGUACGAGGGGCUCGAUAUCUUGGACCCUGAGAAGAAGUGGAAGAAUGCUUACACCGGGAUCCUUAUCGCUUUGGGAGUUGUUACAGUUAUUUUGGAAGCUUUGACAUGGUUUAUUGUUCUAAAGAGAAAGAAAGAAGACAAAAGGACUCAUGCAGGAGCAACUAAUGGACAUGCAUAGAUUACUGGUUUGUUAAGAUGUUGUAUGGCUAGAUUGUUAUUUAUUUUGAGUGUUAUAUUCUUUUUUGAGAUUCAUGUAUACAUACUUAUACAAUUUUCAUGUUUAUAUUGAGGUUUAUGUUUUAGUUCUU
Helianthus annuus (common sunflower) is the source of this 1598-nucleotide messenger RNA. RefSeq names its product cytochrome b561 and DOMON domain-containing protein At5g35735. The record is from RefSeq and is a predicted model, not a curated record. The transcript has 3 exons. The coding region runs from base 314 to 1468 and encodes 384 amino acids. Lineage: Eukaryota; Viridiplantae; Streptophyta; Magnoliopsida; Asterales; Asteraceae.